Molecule: messenger RNA, 2589 nt
Organism: Drosophila ficusphila
Lineage: Eukaryota; Metazoa; Arthropoda; Insecta; Diptera; Drosophilidae
Product: polycystin-2
Exons: 1
Coding region: 274-2451 (725 amino acids)
Biological process (GO): detection of mechanical stimulus
Cellular component (GO): membrane
Molecular function (GO): calcium ion binding; calcium channel activity
Source: RefSeq, a predicted model, not a curated record
AAAUUUCGGCACUUUUUUUCAGUGUUUGAUAAACUACAGUACAUAUUAGUGCUAAAUUUUCGUUUGUUUUAGAUUUAGAAAAGGAAGACCAUACAUUGACUGCACACUAAACAUCAGAAAAAGGUAAAAUGAUAAAUUAAUUUAAUCUGGUCGGGACUCCCUUAGUUGUCAAAAAUAAUAUCUUGUCAGACGGCGCAUUCUACAAAUAACUUAGGUUUCAACUUUUCAAAUAAUAACUUAAAAGGAAUUGAAAGGCUUUACUGAAACUGGAAAAUGGCGCAGAAGGGCAGCAAUAUGGUCUUCUACCUGACAUUGAUCAUAAUAUUCGUUUGUGGCGUCUGCAUUUGGAACUACUCCGGCUUUUUCCACGAGGAAGCCAGGUUCAAAGUGAUCCUGGUAACGUUUCUCUUGGUGAGCUGUCUCCAGUUCCUGGUUUUCGCGCCCAUCGAGUUCGUAAUUAUUUCCCUGGAUGCCGCCUGGUGGCCAGUGCAACAGGCUCCCGUGUUGCCCGAUGAAAAUGCGAAAGUUGAGACGUUUAUGGAAAAACUGAGGCUGAAGUUGCGGACGUUGCGGAGUGAGCUGCUGAUCACGGAAAGCCAUCGCAACGAGAAGAUCAACCUGAAGUACCGCCUGAUAGCCGGGGAGCUCUGGCUGACGGCCAAGCUGUUCCUGAUCCUCUUCGGCCUGAUCAUGGUCCUGAACAAGGAGCUGCUCUACUUCAACACCGCAGCCACGACGGUUCUCUUUGCCGAAGACCACGAAGAGACGUUCGGCUUCUCGAGCAUGAUCACACUGCGGGACCUGUUCCACUUCCUCGAGUUUUCCAUGAUAAGGGCCUUCACGGACGGCAGGAACACGAGUGGCGGGGCUCCGUGGAUCCACGCGGAGGGCACCCGGCUGGUGGGCGUGGUCCGGUUGCGGCAGCUGCGCACGGAGAACAACCACGAGGGCCUCAACCCACCCGUCUUCACCUCGAGGGACUUCAUGGAGGGCUGGACCCUACCGUACGAGCGGGUGCCCUACACGAACAAGUUCUGGUCGAUCUACGGGCCGUGGGUGGCCAUGGAGUCCGACUUCCGGGAGGACCUCAUCAUGGGCAUCCGCCACAAGGGGCACUUCAUCAGCUACCCGGAGACGACGGGCUACAAGGUCCUGCUCUCGGACACCCGCCGCAAGAGCCUGCUGAUCCUGGACUACUUGUACGACCACCGCUGGCUGGACGAAAACACGAGUGCCGUCUUCAUCGACUUCAGCCUGUACAACGCGGACGCGAACACCUUCAGCCUGUGCACGCUGUGGGUGGAGCAGUUCCCCUUCCACGGCAUCGAGCCCCACAUUGAGGUGGAGAGCCACGUGCUCGUGGAGCGCCUGCGCGACCUCCCCAUCUUCGGCAUGGUGAUGCUCUUCCUCUUCGUCAUUGCCUUGGUGCAGUUCGCCAAGGCGCUCAUCGUCAAGAUCUGGUUCGAACCGCACCUGAUAAGGACCCCGUGGCUGCUGAUCGACGCCCUGAUCGUGGCCCUCUGCCUGUCGAACAUGGUGAUCCUCUGCCUCCGCGCCAACCUGAUGCUGUCGAUGGUGCAGAAGGUCGAGACCGCCGUGGUGGUGGAGUUCCUCGACUUCCGCGAGCCCGCGCGCCUCUCCUACUUCGCCGACGUGGUGACCGGGUUCACCGUGGCCCUGGUCACGAUGCGGCUGUGGAAGGUGAUGCAGUUCUCCGGCACCUUCCAGCUCUUCACCAAGACCCUCUACAUGGCCUGGAAGGCGGUGCUGUGGACGUUCACCGUGUUCGCCGUGUUCAUCGGGGCCAUUGCCAUCGCCGCAGUGACGAUGAAUGGCGACCACACCCGCCACUUCAGCGACCUGUUCAAGGGAGUCGUUUCGGUGACCUGCUUCGCCUUCGGCUUCGUGAACCACGUGCAGCCGACGGAUCUCUUCCACGGCGGCAAGUGGAUGGGCAUCGUGCUGUACGCCGUGCUGGGCUUCGUGGUCAAGUUCCUGCUGAUCAACCUGAUCGUGUCCCUGAUGAGGGACCAGAUGGCCAGCGCCAAGACGAACCGCGACUACGAGGUGGUGCACCACAUCUCGUUCUGGCAAUUCCUUCGCGUCGAGUACGCCGACUUCAUCCACUUUGUUCUCAAGCUACUGCACUUGCAAAACCGAUACAAGAGCCAUAAUCGCACGGUGGCUGAGAAUAUUCAACGGAAACUGGACUUCGACCAGCGGAUGGGCAAGAAGCAGAAGAUGAGGCGCGAGUUUUUCAAGAUGAUCGAAUUCCAUCCGAGGGACGAGGCCCUCAAUCAACUGAGGUACAGGGAGCGGAUCGAACGGACCCUCAAGAUAUCCGCGAUUCUGCAGACGCAAAUGGAGCUCAUCGAGAGGCUGAUGUUCGGCGAUGAGGAUGGAAAGCUGCCGAGUUCGCGCCAGGGGGAUCAAUCUGAGUCGAAGACUUAGGUACUUUUAAAAUGUAAAAUUUACUACCCAAAAUGUAUUUAAAUGUCUUACAUUUCAUUGCAAAUUCAACCAAUAACUGCUCUACUAUGUAACUAAAUCUUUUUAAAUUUAUGAGACAUUGUUUCCAAGCUUGCUAGG